This is a messenger RNA of Pteronotus mesoamericanus, 3149 nucleotides long. RefSeq names its product RNA polymerase II associated protein 2 (gene RPAP2). Gene Ontology annotation, molecular function: RNA polymerase II CTD heptapeptide repeat phosphatase activity; RNA polymerase core enzyme binding. Bases 102 to 1913 code for a protein of 603 amino acids. The record is from RefSeq and is a predicted model, not a curated record. Gene Ontology annotation, cellular component: nucleus; cytoplasm. Lineage: Eukaryota; Metazoa; Chordata; Mammalia; Chiroptera; Mormoopidae. The transcript is spliced from 13 exons.
CGGUCCCGCCCCUGCCAGCCCCGCCUCGCGCUACGCUUAGGGGAGGCGGAGCUUCGGAGGGAGACGCCAGGGUCUGUCCUCACCCUCUGACGACGCUCCCCAUGGCUGAAUCUGCUGGGCUGCCCUCGACCCGCCAAAAGUCUCGGUCCUCCCGCGCUUCACGAAAGCCUGCAGGAACUAAACAGACAAGUACCUUGAAACAAGAAGAUGCUUCUAAAAGGAAAGCAGAACUAGAAGAGACUCUGAGGAGGAAGAUUAAGUUUGAGAGAAAAGCUCUGCAUAUUGUUGAACAGCUUUUAGAAGAGAAUAUUACAGAAGAAUUCUUAAAAGAGUGUGGGAAGUUCAUCACACCUGCUCACUACAGCGAUGUUGUGGAUGAACGUUCUAUUAUCAAGCUCUGUGGUUAUCCCUUAUGUCACAACAAGCUAGGAAUUGUACCAAAACAGAAAUAUAAAAUUUCUACAAAAACCAACAAAGUCUAUGAUAUUACUGAAAGAAAGUGUUUUUGCAGCAAUUUUUGCUAUAAAGCAUCUAAGUAUUUUGAAGCACAAAUUCCUAAAUCUCCAGUAUGGGUUCGAGAAGAAGAAAGGCAUCCUGAUUUUCAGCUGCUGCAGGAAGGACAGAGUGGCCAUUCUGGAGAAGAAGUACAGUUAUGCAGUAAGGCCAUUAAAACUUCAGAUAUUGACAAUCCCGGCCAUUUUGAGAAACAGUAUGAAUCUAGUUCUUCUAGCACUCACAGUGAUAGUUGCAGUGAUAAUGAACAAGACUUUGUUUCCUCCAUUCUACCAGGAAACAGACCAAAUGCAACGGGUAUAAGGCCACAGCUGCACAAAAAAAGCAUCAUGAAAAAGAAAGCUGGUCAAAAAGCUAACUUCAAGCAAGAAGACAAAGAACAGACAGUAAUAGAUGUCACUGAGCAGUUAAGCAAUUGCAGAUUAGAUAACCAAGAGAAAGCUCCUGCUUGUGAACUUCCUUUACAGAAAGUCAAUACUCAGAUUCCUUCAAAUAGUCCUUUGCAAGAAAAAGUAGAAACUUCAGAAAUUUCUGAAAAUAAAUACAACAGUUCAGAAAUAACUCUAGUAGGCAUAAGUAAGAAAAGUGCUGAGCAUUUUAAGAGGAAAUUUGCCAAAUCAAACCAAGUUUCUAGGUCAGCUUCUAGUUCAGUGCAGGUGUGUCCUGAAGUUGCAAAGGCAAACUUACUUAGAGUUCUGAAGGAGACUUUGAUUGAGUGGAGGACCGAAGAAACUUUGAGGUUUUUGAAUGGCCAGAAUUAUGCUUCAGCCCCUCUGGUUAAAGAAGAACUUGAUGAAGAUGACAUAAACUCUGACCCAGAUAGUCAUUCUCCUGCCUUACAGGAAUCUCAGGACAGCUUGGAUGAGUCUUUGCCUUUUAGGGCCUCAGAUACAGCCAUUAAACCACUGCCAAGUUAUGAGAGCUUGAAAAAAGAAACUGAAACAUUAAACCUAAGGAUCAGAGAGUUUUAUAAAGGACGAUAUGUUUUAAAUGAAGAAACCACCAAAUCUCAAGACUCAGAAGAGCAUGAUCCCACCUUUCCACUGAUAGAUUCAAGUUCUCAGAACCAGAUUAGAAAAUGCAUCGUACUUGAAAAAUUGAGUAAAAUAUUGCCUGGACUUUUGGGACCUCUUCAGAUUCCAUUAGGAGAUAUUUACACACAACUUAAAAAUCUUGUCCGAACUUUCAGAUUAACAAAUAGAAAUAUUAUACACAAACCUGCAGAGUGGACAUUAAUUGCUGUGGUGUUGCUGUCAUUACUGACCCCAAUUCUUGGCAUUCAGAAGCAUUCUCGGGAAAAUACGGUGUUUACACAGUUUAUAGCCGCCCUGCUUGAAGAAUUACAUUUAGAGAAUGAAGACCUUGAAGAUUUAACCAUCAUAUUUAAAACCAACUGUUAACCAGAGAGGUAUAAUCCAUGAAGAAUGAGUAGAAAAUGAAUUUCUGUACACCAUUUCUGGAAUUCCAGCCACAGUGAUGGUCUGGUGGUGACUGGCAACUAGCUUUAUUCUGUGAAAAACCUCUACCUUCUUAGAUUUCAGCCCCUUGCCUCCCAGUUCCUAGCUGUACGAGUAACGUCCCAGAGAAGAACUAUUAUUCCACAAGGAUAAUGAAGUCCUUGCAUCCCUGGCUAUAAGACAUAGUAUUUUUAUUUGAAAAUGAAAAUUGAAGACUUAAAACUUAAAUGAAUAUUCAAGAAAAUAGGAUGGCCUUUUAUUUUUUCUGCAUGAUUCCAGUGCUUAUGUCACUUGACAAAAAAUUUGAGAGAAAUCCUAUUUUGGCCUCAUAGGCUAAACUCUAAAGAAUAUUAAAGAGGCCAAUAAAUGCUAUUGAAGAUGAAGCCCUUUGGAAGUCUAGUCAUUAUUCUUUUAAAGAAGCUGACUGUCGUGUAUUGUGUUUAACCACAAGUCCAAAACAGGAGCUUCCUAGAACUUUCUGGACUCAAGGAAAUUUUUUUGAAAAGAAGAACGUGUAGUAUGUUUUCAAGAGAGACAAUCUAGAAUUUACACUGCUUUUUCAACACAUACAUUGAAGCAUGCAAGUUAGCAGGGCCUCCAGGGUGGUUAUGGGGGCCUCAGACAAUUUGGGCAGCUUUAGUGCAGAGACAAAAACAAAACAAUCAGAGCUAUAUUCUUGGACGCUGGAAGAAUGACAGCUGCUAAAAAGCCCAGCCAUGGAAAGAGGCCAGAAAGCCUAGUACAGUGGGAAGCUCAACAAACAGGAAUCCACAAGCUCUACAAGGUCACAGGCUACAACAUCAAUGUACAAAAGUCAACUGUGGUUUUGUAUACUCGCAAGAGAAAAUCCAAAAAUGAAAUGAAAACAAUUUCAUCCACAAUUCCACCAAAAGAAUUAAAUACUUAAGAAUUAACAAAAGAAGUGUAAGACUUGAACAAUGAAAACUGUAAACAUUUAGAGAAAUAAAGAUAGAUAUUCCAUGUUCAUAAAUUUAAGUCAAUAUUGUUAAGAUGACAAUAUUGUUAAGAUGACAAUAUUGUUAAGAUUACAAUUUGUUCCCAAAUUGAUCUAUAUAGAUCACUGCAAACCCUGUCAAAACCCCAGCAAGCUUUUUUAAAAAAUUGGCAAGCUGAUCCUUAAAUUUCUAGAGAAAUGCAAAGGAUCCAGAAUAGCCAAAA